CAGACCAAUCGUUGGCGAGGGAGGUGCAACGGCACUUAAAAAGAAGGUUUGUUUGAUAAAUAUUCAACAUUUGCACCCGACUCCAGAUCACUGAACACAGAGGGACACUCUGCACUCAGCAACUGUUACAUGUAACAGAGAUGAAGAACUUUAUUCAAUCCGUCCUCAUUCUCAUCGCUGUGGUCAUGUCAGCAGCACAGGAAGACCUGAUAUAUGCUCAGGAGGGACAGACGGUUACCCUGAAACCUCCAGCAGGGACUAAUCCACAAACACAUUAUUCCUACUGGGAGUUCAAUGAGAAGCAAGUUGCCUGGCGUAAUCCCUUUGCUGGAAAGGCGGUCGAAGAUCAUAAAGAUUCAUUGCUCUUGACUGAAGACUCAGCACUGGUCAUCAAAGGCAUCAAACAAAAUCUCUUCGGGACUUUUACCUGUAACAUUUUUAAGAAUGGGAUUCGUGACAAACCCCAGGCCACGAUCACAUAUAAAAUACUCAAACUCAGUGUGACUAUGGACCCAUCCUCUCCUUUGCUGCCUGGGGAAGAUCUGUCUCUGAACUGCAACGCAGAGAGUCCUAAGAAUUACAAGCCACGGAUACACUGGCUGAAUCCCCAGGGACAGGAAAUAAACAGACAAAGUAUUCAAAAGGAAGCCACGGGCAAAGACAAGGGAGAGUGGACCUGUGUGGUGACAUAUUCUAAUAAAGAAAGCGAAGCCAAAAUUUCUGUCACGCUUGUGGACCUCUCCACAGCUCAUUCCAAUAUUCAAUAUACGUCUAAAUCCUCGUCUCUCACCAUCCCCUGUUCCACUACCACCUCCUGGGACAUACUCAAAGCUAGGGACAUUGAGGGAGGAAAGUGGGAAUUCUUCGCUAAGCCGGGCUCGAGUCUAAAAUCUAAUGCUCCACAGACGCUCUUCUCCCUCUCUCUGGAUCCACUGAAGUGGACGCCAGUCCAAGACAAUGGACUGAAUUAUGACCCUAAACUUCAAAAUGGAAUUCUGUCUUUGAAGAGAAAUCAAGGGAAAGAUGGAGACAGUGGAGACUAUGUAUGCUCUCUCACAUUUAAAAAUGAUGUAACUCUGAACAGGACAGUAACAGUACAUGUGCUGCAAAUCACCUCCUCCCCGGGAAUAGAGAUAAUUUCAGGCCAACAGGUCAACCUGACUUGUGGUUUGGGCAGUCCGCUGCCCUCUGACCUGCAGCUGAAAUGGUUCCCACCUGGACAAACGUCCCUGCCGUCUCUGCAAUCUGACCAACACCCCGCCCAUCUCAUCAUCCCGGAAGUGGGUAUGGGAGAUAGCGGAAAGUGGAGGUGUGACCUGUUGCGGAACAGAACACGGCUUACGUCAGCUGUGAUAACGCUGAAGAUCGAGCCCAAGAUUACUGUGUGGAUGAUAGUGCUCAUAUGCAGUGUCACAGUCAUCGCAAUCCUCCUCCUCUUCGUCGUUUUCAUCCUCUACCGACGCAGACAACGGAAGAUGACACACCUCAGGCAUCGACUCUGCCGAUGCAAAAACCCCCAGCCCAAAGGAUUCUACAGAUCAUAAUAACUCCCAGAAAGACAUUUUGAAGAGGACUCGCAACCAAUUGAAUUUCUAUCCAGAUAAGAUGGAUUUUUCUGUAAUGUCUACUACACUGUGAUCCUCUGCUAGGUGUGUUAGAUGAGGCUCUGAAAGUUUAACACAAAGUUCCAUCAAUGCUGAAAUUUUCACAAAAAUGUAUUUUACAGUUGUACAUAUCUUUGGAUUGUUUUAUAUUUGUAAAAUGUAAUCGAUUUCUUCCAGACUUCACAUUUUAAUUAUUAUUGUUUGUGAUUAUUACUGUUAAUAAUUGUUAUACUCUCUUUCAUUCAUUGUUCUCAGAUCUGUCUUUUUGUUGUGCUAUGUUAUGUAUUUUUAUGCUGUUCUAUAAUACUGCCUUGAUAGACUUGGUUAAUGGUUUUAAUGAAUAUUUACAAAUAUAUAAUUUUAAGAAUGUGCAAAAUACUGUAUUACAUAAAUAAAAAAAUGACUCUUUU
Molecule: messenger RNA, 2014 nt
Organism: Morone saxatilis (striped sea-bass)
Lineage: Eukaryota; Metazoa; Chordata; Actinopteri; Moronidae
Gene: cd4-1
Product: CD4-1 molecule
Exons: 10
Coding region: 141-1544 (467 amino acids)
Biological process (GO): interleukin-15-mediated signaling pathway; T cell activation; positive regulation of ERK1 and ERK2 cascade
Cellular component (GO): external side of plasma membrane; membrane raft
Molecular function (GO): protein tyrosine kinase binding; MHC class II protein binding
Source: RefSeq, a predicted model, not a curated record